Vespula pensylvanica (western yellowjacket) is the source of this 3751-nucleotide messenger RNA. It is a transcript of the gene Lac, whose product is annotated as lachesin. The record is from RefSeq and is a predicted model, not a curated record. The transcript is spliced from 6 exons. Bases 221 to 1309 code for a protein of 362 amino acids. Gene Ontology annotation, cellular component: neuron projection. Lineage: Eukaryota; Metazoa; Arthropoda; Insecta; Hymenoptera; Vespidae.
CAUGCGCCAUAUUUAUUGUCGAUCAACAGACACCUGUGAGCAUCGUUCUCUCAUCGCCCAAAAACACUGAUCUAAUCGAUGGCUCUACAAUAAUUCUUUUAUAAAAUACUUUUUACUACGUUAAGGAUAUAGAAAAAGUUCAUUUUUAACGAAGUAAAAGAAGGUGAUUUUGAAAUAGUGAAAAAUAUUCGACUGCUGCUGAAGUAUUAUUUGGUGCAUCAUGAUGAGAAUUAUACUAAUUCUUACUAUUGCAAUAAUACAGAUAGCAACAUGUCAACGUACACCAACGAUUUCUUAUAUUUCACAAAUACAAAUCAAAGAUAUUGGUGGAACUGUUGAACUACUUUGUUCAGUGCAAUAUGGUCAGGAAUAUCCGGUUUUAUGGAUAAAAGUGAAUAAAGAGAGUGGUUAUGAUCAGUUACCACUUUCUACAAAUAGUGCCUUAAUUGUGAAAGAUAGCAGGUUUGCUCUUAGAUAUGAUCAAGCGUCUUCUACAUAUACAUUACAGAUAAAGGACAUACAAGAAACAGAUGCAGGGUUUUAUGUAUGUCAAGUAUUGAUUGCUCUUAAUAAUCGAAUAUCUGCAGAAGUAGAAUUGCAAGUACGAAGACCGCCUAUUAUCAGCGAUAAUUCGACUCGAUCUCUCGUUGUUAGCGAAGGACAAUCCGUACAACUAGAAUGUCACGCAGGAGGAUUUCCGCAACCAAGAAUUUCAUGGCGCAGAGAAAACAAUGCUAUUUUACCAACUGGUGGAUCUAUUUACCGUGGAAAUAUUCUCAAAAUACCUACCAUUCGCAAAGAAGAUCGUGGAACGUAUUACUGCAUCGCUGAAAAUGGCGUAGGACGUGGCGCAAGACGUAAUAUUAAUGUAGAAGUUGAAUUUGCUCCUGUAAUAACGGCACCACGACCACGUUUAGGUCAAGCUUUACAGUAUGACAUGGAUUUAGAAUGUCAUGUGGAAGCUUAUCCUCCACCUGCAAUAGUUUGGCUAAAAGAUAGCACUGUAUUGGUAAACAAUCAGCAUCACAGUAUAUCUCAUUUUGCAACUGCAGAUGAAUAUAGUGAUACUACAAUCCGAAUAAUAACAAUAGAGAAGAAACAAUAUGGGGAAUACAUAUGUCGUGCUUCUAAUAAAUUAGGAACUGCAGAAACUAAAGUUGAGCUUUUUGAAACCUUUACCCCAGUUUGUCCACCAGCUUGUGGUCAAGUUCAUUAUGGAACUGGUGUGACCUCAAUUUCUUCAGGACCCUUGAUAAUCCUUAUUUUAGUUAUUACCAUAUUGAUGAGAAAUUUCUAUGCCAAAUAUUAACUACCCAGGACUUCAGUGGGCAACUGCAAAUCAGUGUUCAUUAUCAAAGUGGCUACUUGCAGCAGUUAGUAUCACUAUUUUUGAUAGAUUUUAAGAAGCGUAGUAUAAUCCCGGGGGCCUGAUAUCCGACAUUUUUACUUAGAUUACAUAUAUCUUUAGAUACUUACUAUUGAAAUAUCAAGGCGAAUUAUGACACAAAUAUGACACAUUUAGUUAAAGAUGAAGCCUAAUACAUAUAUACAUAUGCAUGCCCUCUUACUUGUGUAUGCACAGUACAUAUACACCAAGUUAAAUUGUGUGUACACAUGUUGAGAGAAGUACAAUACGUUGGCAAUAUGAAUGUUGGUAGUACAAAUUAACAUUCCAGAGCAAAAGUUUAUAGUAAUGACACAGUAGUGGUACAUAUAAUUAACAAAGUUCUGUAGGUCUUUAUAUCAGUAUAACUGAUGAAUAUAAUGAAAUAAUAUCGUUAUGAAGGUAGAUGUUAUAAAAGAUGUUUUAGUCAUUUAGCACGAAGGGUGUAGCAACAAAUUAUUAAGAAGAUUAUUACAAUUUUCAGAAUUAUACAAAUUUUCAGAAUAACAAUAUAGCGGGGGAGUGAAUUUAUAAAUACCUCGAUUGUUGAUUAUUACUUUUUAGAUGUUUUUAAGAUACUGCAGAAUAUUUUGCAGAAUCUAGUAUCGUAUAAAAAAAUCUUUAAACUCCAGUUACCACAAUUACUCUAUUCUGCUUGCUCGUAUUAAUAAAAGUAUAUGAUGCGAAUAUAACACAUAAAUUAUUAACAAUCUAUAGUUACAAGUGCGAUGGUAAAAUACAUAUAUAUCGGGACGCGUCUCAAAGAGUUAAUAUCUAUCUUCCAAAUGAUUGAAAUAACAUGAAACACUUUGGCGAUACGAAUAAGAUAAUUAAAAUUAAAUUUAAAGUGAUAACUUUGAAUAGUAUUUUCUCUAGGCAUUAUGCCUUGUUAAAUAUCUUUGGUAUGUGCCAAAGUAUAAAAUUAAUAUUCAUGUUAGUCUUGUUUGCAAAAAAAAAUUUAUUAACAGAGAGUUAAUAGAGAGAUAUUAUACAUUAUAAACAAAACUGUUUAUUCGUGCACAUUUAAACAUUACGAUCAGAAAAGAAUAAUAAUUUAUCUAUCCAAUAUUUAUCUUAAUUGCAUAAAUAUAUAUGUGCAUGGAAAAACAUAGAAACAUAUUGUGACUUUUACUGAUUCUAAAACAAAUAAUAAUAAUAAUAACAACAAUAAUGAUAAUGAUAAUAAUAAUAAUAAUAAUAAUAAUAAUAAUAAUAAUAAUAAUAAUAUAGUAGAGAAGUAGUACAUAUCUAACACAAUAGUACAUCUUAAUUUUUAAUACAAUCAAUUUUGUACAUACUUUGUGUAAUUCUGUGCCCUAUAUUUUAGAGGCAUUUGUAGUGUAUGUAACGAGGAGAGUAGUAUUUUUGUUUAUUUGUUCUUUUUUUUUUAAUUUCUUACAAAUAAUCCUCUUAAUUAUUUUUUUCUAUUUUAAUUGACAAAAAUCAUUGUUUUCUUUUUUCUUUUUCUCUUUCUUUCUCACUCUUUUUUUCAUUUUUUUAAGUAGUCUUUCCUUGAAAUAUUAAAAUCUAAAAAGGAUAUUACAUGGUAGCUGAUAUACAGGGUGUCAGGAAAGUUUAGGUUAGAUGUGAUUGGAUAUUGUUAAAGCAGUGGAAAUUAAGUAUUAAACAAACACAAUUUUUCUAUUUUAUAAUCGUUUAGUAUAAUGAUUCUCUUUUCUUUAAUAUAUUAUCAACAAAAACGAUCAUUUUUUCGUUUGCACAUAAUGCAGAAUGUACUUAAAUUUAAUCCUUUAAUUGAGACAUAAUUUAAUCUUUAAAAGUUAUCAUAAAAACUAAUAGGUAAAAAACAACUGCAAUUAAUUUUUGCGAUUAUUAUACCAGAUAAAUAGAAAAAAAGAAAUCAGCGUUUAAUAUUAUUCAAGUUUUUUGAACAAUAUUAAAAAACAAAAUUUCUUUAUGUGGUAAAAUUUCAGCCAUGAUAGUCUUUAAGGAUUAUAUUUUAUAUGUUUAAGAGGUUUCAAGUUUACUUAUUUAAAAAUUUAUUAAUAUAUUUUCAAAUAUAAUAUGAAAUAAUUAUUGAUAACAAAGUAUCAUAUAUCGUAUAGGUUGGUUGUGUAAUUUUUUUUUUUUUUUUUUGACGUAACGGAGAUUUUUUAAAGAUUAGAACAAAAAGAAAAUUUUGUGAACAAACGCAACUUCUCAUUGCCUUAUUUUCGGCACUCCCUGUAUAUAGAUGAAUAAAAUAGAAUCAUGAUGUAUAUUGUAAGACGCGUAUAUAUCUUACGAUAUUGCACAUAAGCGACGAUAGAAUCUCAACACUUUUGUAUAAUCUUUUUACAUAUUUCCAACUUUAUACUUGCUUUUAUAAUAUUGUGUAGAUUUUAAUAAAUGAAUUUUAAAAGCUAA